Ogataea angusta is the source of this 1197-nucleotide messenger RNA. RefSeq lists its product as uncharacterized. The record is from RefSeq and is a predicted model, not a curated record. Gene Ontology annotation, biological process: proteasome-mediated ubiquitin-dependent protein catabolic process. Gene Ontology annotation, molecular function: proteasome-activating activity; ATP hydrolysis activity; ATP binding. The transcript has a single exon. NCBI's taxonomy places the organism in Eukaryota, Fungi, Ascomycota, Pichiomycetes, Pichiales, Pichiaceae. Bases 1 to 1197 code for a protein of 398 amino acids. Gene Ontology annotation, cellular component: proteasome regulatory particle, base subcomplex.
AUGGCGACCGCAGCGUCACACGAAGCAGGCAUCAAACCAUUCUUCAAACAGAAGAUACAGGAUUUCGAAAUCCAGGUCAACGAUAAGACGCAAAAUCUGAGAAGACUGGAGGCACAGAGAAAUGCAUUGAAUGCCAAAGUCAGGGCACUCAAGGACGAGUUGAAGCUUCUACAAGAGCCAGGUUCUUAUGUGGGGGAGGUUGUGAAGGUUAUGGGGAAAAAGAAGGUCCUAGUGAAAGUUCACCCAGAGGGAAAGUAUGUGGUGAAUGUGGCGAAUGACAUCGAUAUCAAGAAGAUCACCCCAAGUUUGCGGGUCUGUCUUAGAAGCGACACAUAUGAAUUGCACCAGAUCUUGCCCAACAAAGUGGACCCAUUGGUCUCGCUUAUGAUGGUUGAAAAAGUGCCAGACUCCACGUACGACAUGGUUGGUGGUCUUGACAAGCAGAUCAAAGAAAUCAAGGAGGUGAUUGAGCUUCCGGUGAAGCACCCAGAGCUUUUCGAGAGUUUGGGUAUUGCUCAGCCAAAGGGUGUGAUUUUGUACGGACCACCGGGAACAGGAAAAACGUUACUGGCCAGAGCGGUGGCUCACCACACAGAUUGUAAAUUCAUCAGAGUGUCAGGAUCGGAGCUGGUCCAGAAGUACAUUGGUGAGGGAUCAAGAAUGGUUAGAGAGUUGUUUGUGAUGGCCAGGGAACACGCUCCUUCCAUUAUUUUCAUGGAUGAGAUCGACUCCAUUGGAUCCUCGAGAGUGGAAAGUUCAUCGGGUGGAGGCGACUCUGAAGUGCAAAGGACCAUGUUGGAGCUGUUGAACCAGCUGGAUGGCUUUGAGUCGUCGAAGGACAUCAAGAUCAUCAUGGCUACCAACAGAUUGGACAUCCUGGACCCUGCCCUUCUGAGACCAGGAAGAAUUGACAGAAAGAUUGAAUUUCCACCACCAACAUUGAACGCUAGAACAGAUAUUCUCAAAAUCCACUCGAGAUCGAUGAACCUGACAAGAGGAAUCGAUCUGAUGAAGAUCGCCGAGAAGAUGAACGGCUGCUCUGGUGCUGAGAUCAAGGGAGUUUGCACAGAAGCCGGAAUGUACGCAUUAAGGGAAAGAAGAAUACAUGUUACACAGGAAGACUUUGAGCUUGCCGUCGCCAAGGUCAUGAAUAAGAACGAGGAAGGUGCCGUUUCUAUUACCAAGCUAUUUAAGUGA